UCCUUCAGAGCAUGGAGACUCUUUCAGUAAUAACAUCAACUGCUGAGCUGAGAGAAUGAACAUGACAGCCAGCCUAUCAGGGGACACCCUGAUCGCGUGUCACUUCCCCCUGGUGCAGCUCCCCCCCUGGCAGCUUCCUGUGCAGGCGGCUCUGUGCAGCGGCUCCUCCAAGCGGCCUGGUCGACUGUGCUCCAGCUCCGUGGGUCUGACCCGCGCUGCCUCCCUCCCCGAGCAAGGCAACCUCCACAGAGAGCCCUUCCACAACCACCUUAGACAUAUCUCCUCCAGCUACUGGAGCCUCAACGAGGACUGGGGCGAGGGGGACGGGGAGGGGGGCAGUGACAGCAGUGGGAAGUGUGACUCUGGAUCAUCAUCAGAGGAGGCUUCACAGAUGACAAUCUCUCAAAGACAUAAACAACACCCUGUAGUUGGAGGUACUUUACGGCAACACAACUCCUUUCUCCCUAAUGAAGGGGUGGAUGAAGAUGAGGAGGAUGAAGAUAGUGAUGGAGAUAACCUGCACAGAUACCAUGAGGACUCCUCUUUUGUGCUGCAGUUGCAUGGAAACUCUAACUGGGCCCUGAGUAAUGCUGGGAGGCAGACCUCCAAACCUUCUAGCCAAUCAGCCAGUCAGAACCAUGACAACAGGGGUAAAACUGUGUUGAAGGACUGUGGGGAGCAGGAGAGACUGGAGGAUGUUGAAGAUAAUAUGCUAAAAUGUGGUGAUGAGAGCUACUGCUUCAGCUAUGGCCAAACAAAAUGUUUCCCUGAGUCUUUCUCUGAUGGUCUUCUAGAGUACGUCACAGACUCCUCCUGCAACAGCUCAGAUGGGGUUCUCGUCAACUUUAGUGCGAUCUACAACAAGAGUAACAACCCUGCCACCCCAAACGACCUCAGCAUUCCUGCAAUGCAGUCAUCCCAGCCAGCAGAAGGCACUGUCGUCCUAAACCUGCAACCUUUCCCCCAGGAGCCCCAGGGUCCUCAAGCUGCUGGCCCCAGUCAGGAGGGCAGAACAACCUCCUUUCCUCUUGACGGGGUGCCUUCUGUCCCCUGCUGGUCACCACAGGCGCUGGACUCCAACUGUAAUGUCUACCUUCCCGACGCCCACGGCCUCCUGUCCUCUCUGGAGGUCUCUGACCUCACUUCCUGUCUCCAGAGCCAGGCCAGGCUGCUGCCCACAGGGACCACCCAGAAGUACUACAAGCUGGUGACCUGUGACCUGUCAUCCCAAUCAGCCUCGCCCAGCCCAGCCUGGUCCAGCACCACCAGCGUCACCUCAGAGGGCCACUACUUCCUCUUCAGUAAGGCCCGGGGAGAGCAGAGCCAGGAGGAGAAACAGCAGGAAGAAGGCUUAGACAAAGAAGGGAGGAGAGCUACCCCAUUGCACCAUCCUCGCUGUUUGAGCUGGGACUCCCAGCAUGUCACCUCCUUUGCUGAGAUUGCCUACUGUAAGAGACAUACAGACAGCUGCCAGACCUCCAGCCACUCCCACACCUCCCAGGAUCUGUGUCCCAUUCAAGAGGCAGUUUCCCUGGGCCAGAGUAGCAGCCACUCCCCCCUACUCCUGAGUCCCAACCAAGGCAGUAUCACUGUGUCCAACCACCCUUCUGUGUCACCGAACAAUGAGACGGAGGAGGAGGGGGCAUGUUCAUGGGCCACUCCUGUGGUUCGCUACAGUAAGGCUCAGAGGCCCACCUCCCUGCCCAUCCAGCCCUUCGUCCUGCUUCCCCCAGCAGGUAAACCUCAGAGCCAGCCCCUGGGCUCCCUGCUGGACCAGUACAUCAGCCACAAGAACCCCAAGCCCAGCUUCAACUCCCAGCCAGGGUCCAAGUGCAUAGGCAAAGGCAACAGACUCCUGACCCACCUGCAUCCCUCACCGCUAGGCAGCUAUGGAGCCAUCCUCCUGGAAGGCCCCUCCAGCUCUGAUACCUGCUCCACCUGCACCCCCAGUCCAGAACGCUUCCAGUCCAGACUCAACUGGACACAUUCCAGUCCAUACAGGCCCCACACUAACCUUGGUCUCACUUCGACCAGUCCAAAACAAGCACAAACAAAAACCAAACUAACCCAGGCUUAUUCAUGCCAGGACCAGCUCUAUGAAGACCUAGACCAAAUCUACCCCAGCCCAGUUCAGGCCCACAGUAGCCCAAACCAGUCUCAUUGUAAAGAUUCAAUCAAACGGAGCCAAGGCAUGGCUCAGAUCUGCCAAGAUCUCAUUCGCCUGUCCCCAGAGCAGAAGAGCCUCAACCCAGUCCUCCUGACCCACAGCCCUCACUGCCCCAUCUCCCAUGUAGCAACCAUGUCACCCUCUGUCAGUCACAUCCAUCAUCCAGACCUGCUGGUGUCCUUCUCUCCAGACCCACCCUUACUGCCCCACAAGACAAUCCCACUAUCCUCAGUCCCUAUGACUGGGUCUGCAGCCUCUCAUCGUAGCCUGACAGCUGCUUUCUCGUCAGUGGCCCCUCUGUCCUCUCUGAGCGCCCUUCUGCAGCCCCUGGUGUCUGCAGGGCCCAGUGUAAAGCAGCAUCAACAACAGCACUGUGACUCCUUCAGCCUGAGUGACAGUAGGCCACCUGUGGAGUUCUGCCUGUCACCUGAAGCCUCCUACGAGUCUCUGUCCAUCAGCCACCUGCAGAGGAGAGGUCUGCUGAAAUCUGUGAGCUUGGCAGUGGAUUUGAUCAUGGCUCAUUUUGGCACCAGUCGAGAUCCUGGGGAAAAGAUCAGGCUAGGGAACAGCUCGAGGAGUCCCACCAUUGGUGGUAUUGUCCUGGAGCAUCUGUGUCCCACCAUCCAGAACAUUCUGCAGGAUGGCAUUAGGGACCACAAACUUGACCUGAUCAUCGGUCAUCGACGCAACCAUGCCUGGAAUGUGGUGGAGGCCUCCACUCAGACAGGCCCUACCACCCAGGUGCUACACAGCCUGUUGUCCAAGGUGAGGCAGUGCUCCCUGCUGACCAGCCACUGUAUGAGACUACGAGCCUUCAUCAUGGGCCUGCUCAACUUGAGAGCCUUGGAAUUCUGGCUAAAUCACCUCUACAACCAAAAAGACAUGGUGACAGAUCACUACCAUCCAUGGGGUUUCAUCGCCAUGUCGCAGGGGCAGUGUCAGCCUCUGUUCCAGGAACUCCUUCUCCUGCUGCAGCCUCUUUCCAUGUUACCCUUUGACCUAAACCUGCUGCUGGAGCCCCGCCUGCUGCAAAACAGACAGCUCUGCUCCGAGGAACAAGCUCCACCAUGCUCCACCUUUCUCAUGACCAGUUGGCCUCUACUGAGAGGAGACAGACAGGGGGCAUAUGGUUCUAUGGAUGGUCCCAGAGAUAACAGCAGGCCACCAGGUGACCCACACCAGCUGGUACAGCAUCUUCAAGGGUCCACCCAGGGGUCAAAGGUCAUGGGUCAUGAGAAGUGGGUGAGGCAUUUAGGCAAGUCUAGCAGAAGUCUGUGGUCAGUCACCAGUCCAGGGUGGUGGCAGAGACGGCCUGCCCACACAGAGGGGGGGGUGGAAUAUGGACAGAUUUACAUGGAUGUCAUCCACACUGAGCCUCAGCAGGGGAUGGAGGGGCGGAGAGAAGGUGAGAGUUCACAGGAGGGCAGGAGGGAGGGAACUGGGCUGGAGACCCCCAGGAUGCCGGCAGACCCCCAGGAUGAGAGCCUCUCCCAGGGUGGGCUACGCUGGGCCAAGCUGUUUGGAUCAGGAGGGAAUCCCCCCACCAGGACACAGAGGGCACCUCAAAAUCUCAAUGGGACACAGGCCCAGAAAAGGAGACCUUCACAGUGGCUGCAGUUGGACAGGUCUCAGCUGGGCCUAUUGGCUCAUACAGUGUGGUCAGGGAAACUCCCAGCUCCACAGCCUGACCAGAAACACCAGACAUAGACAUUGUGCCCCUAUGACCACACUCACCCAACCCUCUGAUGAGUAGAGAGGGAUAGGGAGGAGAAGAAAAGCCAACCCUCUGAUGAGUAGAGAGGGAUAGGGAGGAGAAGAAAAGCCAACCCUCUGAUGAGUAGAGAGGGAUAGGGAGGAGAAGAAAAGCCAACCCUCUGAUGAGUAGAGAGGGAUAGGGAGGAGAAGAAAAGCCAACCCUCUGAUGAGUAGAGAGGGAUAGGGAGGAGAAGAAAAGCCAACCCUCUGAUGAGUAGAGAGGGAUAGGGAGGAGAAGAAAAGCCAACCCUCUGAAGUAGAGAGGGAUAGGGAGGAGAAGAAAAGCCAACCCUCUGAUGAGUAGAGAGGGAUAGGGAGGAGAAGAAAAGCCAACCCUCUGAUGAGUAGAGAGGGAUAGGGAGGAGAAGAAAAGAUACACCACCAAAAUGUCAACCGCAUGAUCCUGAGUCAGUGUUAUAGUGCACAGUGUUACACACAGACACCUCAGCUAGAACACACUCACACUGGUCAGAAAAGCACAGUAGACCAGUUAAUACAACUAUUGGAGCAUGGGUGAUACUUUUUGCUAUGUUAUUAUUAGGCAAUAACAACCCCCCCCCCCCCCCCCCCAUGUAUUAUUAGAUUUACAAGUGCUUCUUUUCAUCUGUCAUGAAUUGGAAUUUAUGCAAUAUAUUCUCCCUGUGAACCUGUCAAUAAAACUGUGUGGUCAGAGAGGCUCCUCCCAUGUUAGGGUCUUGCCUUGAUCUGAAAGCCUUGCACAACAUCCCAGACUCUGCAGAAGAAACCAAUUAGUGUGUCAUGGAGCUGCAUGCCCACCAUACAGUAGCAUCCUAUUCUCCUAAUACUGUCAAUCUGAUCCUCUACUUUCCAACCCCUACCCCGUGUGACUAUCCUAUGUGCGAAUGGAAUGACAACAAAAAAUGCAGAAAGGCAAUCUUUCCUAGCCAUGUUUACUAGUGCCACAUAUUAUGCCAGCCAGCAGCCUUGUGCAGUGGCUUAUCUUCCAAAAGGGGGUUGCCUUCACAUUCAACUAGACAAACAUGAGGUCUGACUCUAGCAUGGUUUAAAACAAACGUUCAAGGAGUCAUUAGGUGCUAAUUUAGGCCUACUACUGUGUGUGGUUGUACUGUACUACCUACAACAAUAUCUUAUUAUACUGUUUUUUUUAAUGGGUUUUGUAAAUAUUUAUGGAAGAAAAGUCUAGAUUUGUGGAACUGUUAGGUUCCAAAUAGAGUGUGUUGUUUGCACAAUAUAAAGCUAUCGUGUUGUGUUUCAGGUGUACACCAUUUUGAUAGGCCAGUACUACUAAGCUAAAGAGAAAGUCUGGAUUUACGUGACAGGAAUGACUUGGUUAUUAAAGCCUUUGCAAUAAAUGUGAAUGUGAGUUUAUCAUAUUUCCUCCCCAACCUAACUGUCCUUCCCCUAAAACCUUAGAAGAAUGGUUUACGCUGGGGUAGCAGGUAGCCUAGUGGUUAGAGCGUUGGGCCAGUAAUCGAAAGGUUCCUGGUUUGAAUCCCCGAGCUGACAAGGUAAAAAUCUGUCAUUCUGCCC
Messenger RNA from Oncorhynchus gorbuscha (pink salmon), 5434 nucleotides. RefSeq names its product AP-4 complex accessory subunit RUSC2. The coding region runs from base 56 to 3874 and encodes 1272 amino acids. The transcript is spliced from 9 exons. NCBI's taxonomy places the organism in Eukaryota, Metazoa, Chordata, Actinopteri, Salmoniformes, Salmonidae. Gene Ontology annotation, cellular component: cytoplasmic vesicle. The record is from RefSeq and is a predicted model, not a curated record.